This is a messenger RNA of Oreochromis aureus, 7731 nucleotides long. RefSeq names its product Ras converting CAAX endopeptidase 1a (gene rce1a). Gene Ontology annotation, cellular component: endoplasmic reticulum membrane. The transcript has 8 exons. The record is from RefSeq and is a predicted model, not a curated record. Gene Ontology annotation, biological process: CAAX-box protein processing. Gene Ontology annotation, molecular function: metalloendopeptidase activity. Bases 334 to 1296 code for a protein of 320 amino acids. Lineage: Eukaryota; Metazoa; Chordata; Actinopteri; Cichliformes; Cichlidae.
UUGGCCAUCACGAACUUUUGGAACGCAGCCUACAUCGCGGCGCCGUCGAUUAAUCGCAUCUUAUAUCCCAUACGGCCACGAUCCAGAAGAAGACCUAGAGGACACUACCGGUAGCGCCAGUAAAUAUCGGAAAGAAGAAGAAGAAUAUAUGAUGACGUAAUCAGAAAGCGCCGUAGACGUUAGCAAACCAGUUAGCUCAGUUAGCCCGCAAUUUGAAAGGAGCUUACUGACAGCUUCACAGCUCGUGUGGGCGAAUGUUUUAUCUUGUUAAAUGAGCCAACAGCACCUCUGGUUCCUAGCAGCUGUUUGGGUUAGUCCUGGCUCGCUUUCAUUAUGACAGAGGAAGAGGAUUUACCAGCCAACUUUUUGACAGAGAAGAUGCAGCACAGCAGUGGAGAGCUGGUCCCUCCCGACGGCCUGUGUUGGUUGUCAGUACUGUUCUGUCUGAUGCUGGCUUGUUUUUAUGUUGGCAGCUUAUAUGUGUGGAGGAGUCACCUGCCGAGGGACCAUCCUGCUGUCAUAAAGAGACGCUUCACCAGCGUCCUGAUUGUGUCAGGUCUGUCGCCCCUGUUUGUGUGGGCAUGGAGAGAAUCCGCAGGUGUCAUGAAUGGCCCGUCUUUGCUGGUUCUCAUGGGAAUCCGGUUUGAAGGCCUAAUUCCUGCCAUUAUACUUCCUCUGCUCCUCACCAUGGUCCUGUUUCUGGGCCCACUCAUGCAGUUGGCCAUGGAUUGUCCGUGGAGCUUCACCGAUGGGAUCCGGGUGGCCUUUGACCCGUGGUUCUGGAUGUUGUGUGCCAAUGAUAUGCGGUGGCUGAGGAAUCAGGUGGUGGCACCACUAACUGAGGAGCUGGUGUUCAGAGCAUGCAUGUUGCCCAUGUUGGUGCCCUGUGCUGGUCCUUCUACUGCUAUCAUAACCUGUCCCCUCUUUUUCGGAGUGGCUCACUUCCACCAUGUGAUUGAGUUGCUGAGGUUCAGACAGGGCACACUGUUGGGUAUUUUCCUCUCUGCAGUGUUUCAGUUCUCCUACACGGCAGUAUUUGGAGCCUACACAGCCUUCAUCUUCAUCAGAACAGGUCACCUGAUUGGUCCGGUACUUUGCCACUCCUUCUGUAACUACAUGGGUUUCCCUGCCAUCAGCACAGCUCUGGAGCACCCUUACAGACUCACUGUCCUCUCCUCCUAUAUACUGGGGGUCCUCCUCUUCUUUCUCCUUCUGUUCCCCUUCACCGACCCCUCCUAUUACAGCCUCCCAGUCUGCACCCUCGCCUCCUUUCCCAGUCCCUCCUGCCUCUCCUGAUCCUUGUCCCACCCUCACAUUUCUACUGUUGUCAAGAAGCAAUUGAGGGUGUUUUUGCUUUUUUUUAAAAAAAACUUUUUUACUUGUUUUUGUUUCCUCAUUAGCGUUAAGAGUUAAGGUCUGGUCAAAUUUGGGCCAACAGUGACGACUCUGUUGCCACAGAGAGGUGAGGAACUCUGUAGACCCGUUCUUUGGUCUACAGGCACCUUGUUUGUCUAUAUUUAUGUGGCACCAGUCCUGUAACUCUGUCGAAAGCUGGUUCUCAUGGUGUGCAGAAGUUAGAGUCGCGUUGCUGAGACUAAGCUGAGAAUAAACUGGGACAGUCGAUUUCCAAAGACAGCUAAUGUGUCGUACACUGCCACACAGAUACGGGAUAGUACAGAAGAACUGACAUAACACAGAUGAACAAGUUCUCCUUAGAAUGCUGGUAAAUCUCUGUGAUAAGGUACCACAGUGUACCUCUGUGAUGUACUCCUUUCGGUCUGACUCGUUUUGGAUGAGUCUGGUUUGCUGCACCUGUUUUCAUUGUUAUGAUGGCUGCUUCUGUCUGAAAUCACAUCACUGACAUCACAUGACAGGUUGGAAACAAACAUGCUUCCUGCUCCUUUCACCUCACUCAUAGCUGUUUGUGAGUAACAUGACUAAUUUAUAUUUUCAACAAAUAAUAGUCCGUUGUAUAUUGUGUAUAUGCAGAGUGAUGGGGAUUGCUAUGUUGCUCACGUCAGUUGCUAAUUAUUUCCACUUUCAUGCCAGUUUUCCACUGCAGGUUCCAGUUUGUAAGCUAGCCUCUGUUUAAAAUGAGUUUCUGUGAUUUCUUAGACUUUCCUACAUCAUAUGUGUGCAGACUGAAUAGGACUCAUCCUUCACUCUGCUGCCUUUUAGCUUCAGCUAAAUAAAACCCCAACACAUGGGGCACAAUUUAAGAGAGAAGGAAGAACCGUGAACACAGAUUUAUUUCAAACAAGAGCUAGACAGUGCUGCUGAAAUUGGUCACCAGUACAUGCCCACAGGACAAAAGAAGAUUUGUAACAACCUGCAUUGUGAUUGUUGCUGUUUUAACCAUCGUUCACCAUCAGUAGGCAGAAAUACAAGCACUCAGGAUUGUCGCUGUCGAUGGCUCCCUCUUAAAUAAACCAGAUUAUGUAAACCACUUAUUUUUACAUCAUAUUAAAGCCAAACUUAUACAUACAGCAAAAAAGCAAAAGCUGAAUAAAACCCAAGUAAACAGGAAGCUUUGAGUACUCUGCAACCUGAUUUAUUUUGAGGAAACCGUAACUUGAACUUCUAACAAAAACUAGUGUUUUUGUGCAGCAGAGCUGCUCCAAACUUCAUUUACAGUUUUUACCCCUCAGCUGUGAAAGGCUGAUGGUGGUGUUUUCACUCCUCUGGGCAGGUGGUCGGCAUGGAUGCCCAAGUUUGCCAAUGCGAUAACGAGGCGAGGCGACGUAGGAGCAUCAAAUUGAUACCAAAGUUGCAGCUGCUAAAACUUUUGGUCGAGUUUGAAUCUCUGUGACCUCAAGGUCAGAGGUCAAGUUCUCUGACAAUCUUGUGAAUACAAUAACUAGAUCAUAACUAAGUCGUCUAGGAUUUUCAAAUUGAUGCAGUAGGUGUGUCUACUAAAAAUCCUGAAAGAGUUUGAUUCUCAGUGACGUUGACCUCAGGGUCGGAGGUUAAGUUUGAUACCAUGUGUGCAUGUAUAAGUAGCGCUGGCAGCCGGUAUUUUUAAAGAGAGUAGCAUCCGUGACCAGUCAGUGAUUAAUAGGAUGAUAAGCUCCAACUGGAAAAUUCCUGAAUUGAACCCUGAACGGCACAGUGUACAUUUGAUUUAUUUAAAGUGCAAAGUGGUUUAGAUACUAUGGUUAAACUAUUACCUGACCUGUACGUGAUUAAGAGUCAUCAUGAGAGAAUAGUUACAACAACAGAACCAAACUCAAGUCCCAACAGUGACAAGCUUUAGCUGUUUGCACCAGACGUCUGUUCAGUCUGAGAGUAUUGUUUCACAGCAGAGUGACAUAACAGUGUGCCCUCACCCUCUUUCUUAUUGACAGACUGGUACAGUCACCCAGUGUCUCUGCUUGCUUCAUGUCCACUAGUAAGCUAGUAACAGGUUAAAGCUAGUGUGAGACUGAUUGGAGAAAAAACCAACUAAACAAAAAAACAGAACACUUGAAGACACACAGCUGCACUCUUACUGUGAAGACAAAGCAGAUUGCUCUGACCUUCAGCAAUAAGUCCUACGUGUGGAAAAGGUUUUAGAUUGAUCUUUAGUCAGUGAAAUAAGCCAUUUUUGUACAUAUGUAACUCCAGACAUUUUUCAUGUGUUUGUCUUGGCUGUACCUCCCUGAAGCUGUCAGUCGAGGGCAGCGAAGCACUUUGGGAAAUGCAGAAUGAACUGAUUGAAAGGAACAAAAGACCUUUCAGUUCUGUUUAUCAUCCUGUCUGACAUCAGUUAUCUGGUACUGAAAAAUCAUUUCCCUCUAACUUAAAUUUAAUUAUACACAAUUCUGCUGGUCGUUUGUUUGUGAUCAGCUUUUCUCCUUGUCUGAUUCCUACUUUGACUCAUAAGUGCUUGAUUGCUCUGUUUGUAGUUCAGUCCAGGCAGGUAAAAGACUGGGAAAAGUUCUUUUUCCCAGAACUACACAACCAGUUAUAAUAUUUAGGAGGCUCCACUGGACACACCCACUGGCAGUUCUCAUGUGGCUGUGGUGAAAUAUUUGACUACUUACUCCAGUUUAUUUGUAUAACUGCUGAAAUAUAAACAGUGCUGACCUGUGCAUCAGUUCCACGUUGAUGUUAUGAUCCACCCUGUUCCAAAACAGAGUGCCUGAACAUUUUAUUAAUGUUGAAUUGUUGGUCUUUUUCUUCAUUUUAUCCAUUUAGUCCAGUCACAUUUGAAAGGUCUAGAAGAUUAUAUUAUUAUUUUAUUCAAAAGAGUCACUUUUCCAGAAAUACAAAAUAGUGUGCAGAAUCCAUGAAGGAUGGCUUCCUGAUUUCAAAUUAGACCCAAUCUGGUAAUCAAGUCACACACUGUGCUGGGUAAUGUUCUAGUCAUCAUUUCUUUACUAAUAUCAGUUUAAAAGAGUGAAUCCACAAACAGUGCAUGCCAGUCAAUUCAGUGUUAUUUACAGAUUAGGGCAGGAAUGAUUAUCCCCAGUUUGUUAGUAUUUGUUUUGGUCUUCGGGGAGUAGUUUCUCACAAAGAGCACUGUUUGGUUUGGCUGUUGUGUUGGAAGACAAAACGAUGACACAGGUCCAGUUUUGCUGCUGACUGCUUGAGUUGUGCUUUAUCAUCUUCACAUAUCCUUCUUCAUGAUUCCUUCCUUCCUUGACAAGAUUCCCAGUUCCAGACACACUGACGCAGCCCCGCAGCAUGAUGUUUGACUGCAGGGAUGGUGUCCCUUGGGGUGUGUCAACAUAAGCAGUGUCUUUGUGACCAGAGAGCAUCUCAUCUGGUCAAAGAGCAUAUUUGCAGCAUACACCAUUUUUCUCAGGGUUCUCCUUCGAUUACUUCAGUCUGGCUUUCUCUUGGUCUGCAGUCCUUUACUGAUUAGUCACUUCCAGGCUUGGCUAAGUCAUUCACUACAGUCUCUGCAGUUAUUCUGGGGUCUUGAGAACAUCUUUUACUAGUUUCCUUUCCAGAGUCUUUGAAAUGGUUCACCUCCUCGUCUGCCGUGUUUUGUUUGGGCUCUGUGUGGUUCUCUUUGAGUUUCUUCUUAUGCCAGUUUGGAAACCCUGUGAUAACUUUGUACAGACAUCUCCUGCUUUGUGAGCAUCAACCAUCCUUUUUAAGUCUAACCUGAUUUCUUUUCAUUCUAGUGUGAUGUUUGACGACUCAAGCACUUGCUAAAGUUUUAAUGGGUGUAAAUUGGAAGAUGACUCUCAGUUUUAUAAAAAGUUAAAGCAUGUCUUAGCAGAGCAGUGGUUUGUGCAGGAGCCCAAUGAAGUCCGUUUGUCAGGGGGAUAAUUACAUUGAACUUUGUAUUUUAUAAUUUUCCCCCCCAAAUAAUUCUGUUUUUAUGUGCAAAUAGAAAUAUGUGCUUUCUAAAGAAUUUAAAAAUGCUAUUUUGAAAAUCCAAUGCUUGUCAACAAAGAGAAAUUGGAAAGAAAAUUCCCAGGGGUAAUAUUUUUGUCCUCAUCUGUGUAUCUCUAUAAAAUGACAUUCUUUAUAUAAAUGUAUUCUCAACAACAAUCACAGACACAAAUCUGAACAGUCACACCUCUGCAGAGGGAACAUUAAGGCUAACAAGCCAGAUGUUGACUGUUGAAAAGAAGGGUAACAUGUCAAUGCAGAACAUCCCAUCUGUUAAGGAAUGACUUGAUAGAAUCCCUGAGUUUAAUAUAUUUAUAAAAGUAGAUUCAAUUCAGUUCAUUUUUAUUUAUAUGGCUCCAAAUCACAACAACAGUUGCCUCAAGGUGCGUUAAAAGUUUAAGCCCCUGCUUGCUAACAUUUUCUUUUGAAGAUCCUGCUCCUGUAUGAUAAAGGAAACAGAGGCAUCCAAUUUCCCUUCUGCCACAAAUAUACCAGAAAAUGAGCCACUGCUUCUACAGCUAGUUUAACUUGAUUGAACCCAGAGGAUGAAAGUAAAAGCCCACGAGUUAGAUACUUGAUUAUUUAUUACUUUGGAUGAACGGCUUUAAUGCAUUCAUUAGAAAAACGUCUAUAAAAUCAAGUGUGUUACAUGUUUCUGUUGUUGACAGAAGAAUGAGCCACUACAUAUAAAAAUGUCUGUUAUUUCUAAACAUGAUGCGACACUUUGGUUAAAACCUUUGAAUUAUAGCUGAAAAUCUGCACUUCAGUGAUAACGUGACUGUUUGAUUAAAAUCCACUUUAUUCGCUGCAGUAAACAGAGGCAACAUUACAGAAACUCUUGUCUAAUUUUGGGCCUACCUCUAUGCAGAAAUAGGAUUAUUAAGAAUAUAUGAUAUACUGUGAAACUUUCAGAAUCUUGAAAAAACUCGAUACAAAUUUGGUCUUACUGCUUUGCACUACUUGAGCCCAGAGAAUGUAAAACUGCAUCAUUAAUAGACUGGUGCUGAUAUAGUGCUUUUCCACUCUACUGGAGCACUCAGUGCUUUAUACAGCAUGCCUCAUUCACACCAGCACUUUUUAUGUUUAAUUUCUGUCUAAAAUUCACACACAUUUAUUGGAGAGCAAAUUGGUUUCCAGUAUCUUGUCCAAGGCUACUUUGGCAUACAGCCAGGGAAUGAACCACCAGCCUUCCUAUUGGUGGAUGACCUGACCGGAGAUACAGAGUCACAGUAACACAUGGGGGAUCUAUUGUCACUGGGUUAAAUCACUAGUAUCUUAGUGCAAACACAUAAACAGAUUAAGACCAGGUUAUGUUCAGAGUUAAGGUUUAAAAUCAGGAAAAGCACGCAAUUUUCUUUUAAAUUUACACUUUGAUUUAAGUGCUGUAUAGAUCGACUGCUGUAGGAAUAUAUUUAUAUAUGCAAACUGAUAAUCAGUACUCUACUAAUCCCGACUGAAUGGAUCCCAGAUUUCUCUGAAUUUACCCAAAAUGAAAAUGCAAUUCAUGAAAUGAGGCGAUACAUCCUGAAAUAAAAGCUGAGGCAUGUUUUCUGCAACUGCUCAGUUAUGUGGCCACUCACAUUAAAUCCAUAAACAAAUACAUAUGCAUGCUGGGGGCUGGUAGCAUUAGUUAUGUUGUCCUUUUAAUUCUUUGUAAGCAUGUGUAGUUUGAGUACAGAUCCUGUCCUGGUUUGAUUGAGUUUCUUGCCUGUGACGUUACCUCACAGAGAUUGGAUGUACCCUUCAUACCAGGUGAAAGCAGCAGUUUCCAUCUAAUUAUUGUGCUCGCUGAGAGCAAAUAGUCGUAGUAUUUUCUCCUCGUCUUGGUUUGACUGCAAGCGUUUCACUUUCCUGCCACUGACAUUACCUUGAAGACGUGGGAUUUUUGCAAGAUGAUCAGACUGAAGCACUGGUUUGAGGUUUUUGUUUGUCUGUUUACUUUUUUUGUUUUUGUCUUUUUUUCUUGUUUUGAUUUGUUUGUUUGUUUUUACUGUUGUUGGAGAAAAAUACUUCCUCAGCCAUUAGUGAGUAUUUGCUACUGAAGAUGCACAACCUGUACAUGUGAAAUAACAGGCAGAAGGCAGAGUCUAUUUUUGCUUAAACAGCUCCUUAUUUUCAUACAGAAACACAAAGGAAGAUUGUUUCACACGUGCAUAUGUGAAAGCUGAGACAUCUGCUGAAUCCAAACUCCAGAUAUUUGUAUCGAGCACUAUAUUUUGUAAUCAGAUGUAUUUUGGUGACAGGAACAGAGUGUACAGAUAUGUGCAUGUAUUUUAUGCUCACUGUGUCCCACUUGUUUUACAGUUAGAGGCUACAGAACCAUGUUUUAGUACGACUGUCUUUUACAGGAAUUUUGGAUUUACUGCAAAAUAUAAAUUUGUAAAUAAAGAAUGUCAUUUUAUACAA